AUGACAGAGAAACCUUAUUCAUACCGCCAGGGCAUGGGCUUAUCCGAAAACGAGAGUGAUAGGAGAGAUGUUCCACCUCCAGUACCAGAGAAAGCACAUGUUGCAAACGAUCGAAAACAAUAUUACAAUAUGCGUUCUUAUCGCUACUCAUAUAGAGAACACUACCCACUAGAGCGGAAAGAAUCAACAGAUACAGUGCUCACUUAUGUUGAUGAUUUACUGAGAGGGUACAAUGCUAAUAUAUCAACAACAUAUGAUCCUUCAGUUGACGGAUUUGAAAAUAUAAAUCCAUAUCUUCGGCAGUAUUUAUACUUGCACGAAAAAACAAAUUCUAGUAUCAAAACACAACCAUAUAGUUCUGUAUCUUCUUUAGAAAGCCAACCAGAGAUCCAUAAUGAGCACAGAUUAUUCUCUUGGUUAUUCUCCAAGGAGGUUCCAAAAGUGCCGUCGGAGGAAGAAAGGGUUGAAUACCCAUGGUACAAGACUAAUUUAUUUAUGAGAAUGGGAUUAUGGUGGUUAUGGCCAGUGUUAAAGAAAGGUUACAAGCGAACAUUGGUUCCCGAUGAUUUGUUCAAGUUGACGCCAGAGUUGAAGGUAGAGUACAUGUACGGCAAGUGGGAACGCCACUUGAAGGUAAUCAUAGAGAAACACAAGAGAAAACACCCCGAAUCGGACAAAUGGCCGCCCUAUGCUAUUCCAUAUGCCUUGUUUUUGACGUUUAAAUGGCAAUAUCUCUUCUCAUGCCUUUGUCUCGCAUUGGCAUUUGUUUGCACAUCCUGCUCACCACUUUUAGCAAGACAGUUGAUUGAUUUUGUUCAGUAUAGAUAUUUCAGAAUCUAUACAACUUACAACCGAGGCAUUGGUUUUACCAUUGGUUCAGUUAUACUAUUAUACAUAAAUGGGUUGUUGCUCAAUCAUUUUUUUCACAAUGCAAUGAUUUGUGGGGCAAAAUCUAAAGCUAUCUUAACAAAGGCAUUGUUGAUGAAAUCACUAAAGUUGAAUGCAAAAUCAAAGCAUUUGUAUUCAGUGGGUAAAAUUACCAGUUUGAUGAGUACAGAUUUAUCAAGAAUUGAUUUAGCUAUUGGAUUUCAACCAUUGAUAUUAUGCUUUCCUAUUCCUAUUGUGAUAUCCGUAACCAUUUUGCUCCUUAGUAUUGGACUCUCUUCAUUGGCGGGUAUUGGUCUUUUCAUAUUGUCACUAAUCGUUUGUGCACUAUUGACCAGAAAAUUGUUUACAACCAGGGGGAAAGUUGUUCAAUUUACUGAUGAAAGAGUAUCACUCAUGAGGGAGAUUCUCAACAAUUUUAAAAUCAUCAAGUUUUAUGCAUGGGAAAUGGCAUACAAGGCUUCCAUUACAAAGGUGCGCAAUAAGGAAAUGAAACACUUGUUUACAAUCAAAGUCUUGAGAAACUUCAUCACAGCAUAUGCGUUGACUUUGCCAGUUCUUACAUCAAUGGUAUCUUUUAUAACAAUGUGGGCGACGGAUAGUAUGAAAUCUCCAGGUGAGGUUUUCAGUUCUUUAUCCUUAUAUGCUAUAUUAGCACAAGCAAUUAUGUUGCUUCCUAUUGCCCUAGCUACAGGUGCCGAUGCAUUAAUUGGAUUUAGAAGGUGCAGUGACUAUUUUUCAGCAGAAGAAUAUUCUGAAGAUUUGAAUCAACGAUUAUUGAAUUGCGAAGAGGAAUUCUACACUGGUGACACAAGCGGUGAUUAUAGAAAAGCCAUUAUAGUUUCUCAUGCAGAUUUCAAUUGGGAGAAAUAUUAUGAUGAUAAAUUAGACUCAGAGUUGUGGGAUUCGAGUUUAACUGAAAAACAGCAACGUGGGUCGUCCCAAAAUUCCGUAUCGAAAUACAUCAUUGAAAGUGACGAUGACGACGGAUCUAUAGCUACAUUUACAGACUCCGCUAGCAACCAUUUUAAUGGGCUAACUGACGUGAAUCUCACCAUAAAUGCCAAAGAGUUUGUUAUAGUAGUAGGUGGAAUAGGGUCAGGAAAAACGUCGCUUUUAUAUGCAUUAGCGGGGCACAUGAAAUUGUCCAAUCCCUCGAGAGGUCUGAUUACUAGAUACAAGGAGAUAUUGCUAUGUUCGUCGCCGUGGAUACAAAACGCUACAGUUCGUGAGAAUAUCUUGUUUGGCAAGCCGUUUGAUAUCGAAAAAUACAGAAAGGUACUCUUUGCAUGUGCAUUGGAGGAUGACAUUGCAAUGUUGCCUGCUGGGGACCGAACCGAGGUCGGAGAGAGUGGAAUCACCCUAUCGGGAGGGCAGAAAGCUAGGAUCAAUCUUGCCAGAGCGUGUUAUAGCGACGCCGAGGUUUUACUCUUGGACGAUGUGAUAUCAGCGGUGGACUCAAAAGUUGCGAGACAUAUUGUGAUACAUUUAUUCAAAGGAUUGUUGAAGGACAAGACAAUUGUUUUAGCCACUCAUCAGUUAGGAAUAUUGGAGUUUGCUGACAGAGUUGUGUUAAUUGAUAAUGGAACAGUUAAGGUUUGCAACCUGACGAGAUCCAUCGAAGAAGACCUUCACUUUCAGAAAUUAAUCGAACAAACUAAAGCUGCCCAGGACCUGGCCAACUCCGAUUAUCGUGUCACAAUAGAUGAUGAUGAUAAAAGUGGAAGAUUUUCCGGCGAUAAUGAAAUAGAUUUUACUGGAAGAACAACCACGGAAGAAGAAAGGGCGACGAAUUCCAUCUCACGGGACAUCUACAAGAAAUACAUUGCAUUAGGAUCAGGUGUCUUUGGAAAAUUUGCCGUUCCCAUAUUCCUAUUAUUGGUCUCUAUAGCCACUUUUUUCCAAGUGUUUACAAACACAUGGUUAUCAUUUUGGGUAGAGAAGAAAUUCAAAGAGCGGGGAGAUCACUUCUAUAUUGUCUUCUAUGUGUCGUUUGCAUUUUUAACUGUGAUUUUUACAGGUAUUGAAUUUAGUAUGCUUGCGUAUAUGCAAGAUUGUUCAUCAAACCUUUUGAACUUGAAGGCAAUGGGAAGAAUAUUACACGUACCAACUUCGUAUAUGGAUAUAACACCAUUGGGCAGAAUAUUGAAUCGAUUCACAAAAGACACAGAUUCCCUUGAUAAUGAGA
Lodderomyces oxycetoniae is the source of this 3073-nucleotide messenger RNA. RefSeq lists its product as uncharacterized. The transcript has a single exon. Gene Ontology annotation, molecular function: ATP hydrolysis activity; ABC-type xenobiotic transporter activity; ATP binding. Lineage: Eukaryota; Fungi; Ascomycota; Pichiomycetes; Serinales; Debaryomycetaceae. The record is from RefSeq and is a predicted model, not a curated record. Gene Ontology annotation, cellular component: plasma membrane. The annotation marks the transcript as partial. Gene Ontology annotation, biological process: transmembrane transport.